AUGUUUGUGUUUAGUUUAUGGUGGGUUGGUUGUAGUAUUAUCCGAUUGAUAAGUGAUGGUUUAAAGGGAUUGGAGAGCAUCCACCAAAGCGUAGUUGGUAGCGCCUAUGAAGUCAUUGGACUCAAGGGUUACACUUCUUGGGCCAUUGGUUAUUCUGUUGCUAAUCUGGCUCGCACUAUUCUCCGUGACCAGCGCAAGAUCCAUCCUGUCACGGUUCUUGCUCGUGGCUUUUAUGGUGUCGAUGGGGGUGAUGUCUUCCUCAGCCUCCCGGCUUUGCUUGGACGCAAUGGUGUGGUCGCUGUGACCAAUGUGCAUAUGACUGAUGAUGAGUCUGAGAAGCUGCAGAAGUCGGCUAAGACUAUAUUGGAGAUGCAGAGCCAGUUGGAACUUUGA
Molecule: messenger RNA, 393 nt
Organism: Camelina sativa (false flax)
Lineage: Eukaryota; Viridiplantae; Streptophyta; Magnoliopsida; Brassicales; Brassicaceae
Source: RefSeq, a predicted model, not a curated record